Messenger RNA from Solenopsis invicta (red fire ant), 552 nucleotides. RefSeq names its product reactive oxygen species modulator 1. The transcript is spliced from 3 exons. Bases 193 to 432 code for a protein of 79 amino acids. The record is from RefSeq and is a predicted model, not a curated record. NCBI's taxonomy places the organism in Eukaryota, Metazoa, Arthropoda, Insecta, Hymenoptera, Formicidae. Gene Ontology annotation, cellular component: TIM23 mitochondrial import inner membrane translocase complex. Gene Ontology annotation, biological process: protein insertion into mitochondrial inner membrane; protein import into mitochondrial matrix.
CUCACGUUGCGAAGUAUCAUGGCGCCUUACCGACACGAGUGACACGAGUGAUACGAGCGCUAUGCGUUGAGAGGCUCCGGCGAUUGCACCAGAUCGUGAUCAAGUUCCAAAAUUGAAAAGUAAGAGUAAAAUCACCUCUGAUAGACCGCGCACGCUGCAAGAUUACGCAACGAACACUUUAACAGCCAUAAAAUGCCCGUUGUACCUGGAGGAGCUUAUCAGCAAGGACCAUCUUGUUUCGACAGAAUGAAAUUGGGUUUUACAAUCGGAUUUUGCGUGGGCAUGGCCUCCGGUGCACUCUUCGGAGGAUUUUCCGCCCUUAGAUAUGGAUUGAGGGGGAGAGAAUUGUUAAAUAGCGUUGGCAAGGUAAUGCUUCAAGGUGGCGGCACGUUUGGCACGUUCAUGGCUAUCGGGACAGGAAUACGAUGCUAGCUAGGGCGGAGUUACCGCGGAGUAUCUUACAGCCCUUCUUUUUUUUGUUGCGAAUUUAUUCGUUUAUAUUGUAAGCGCGAGUCAUUAAGCCUUUAAUAAAGAUAGUAAUAAGGAAAAUAA